AUGGCUACCGCUUCUAAUUUCUUAAAUACGUUGUCGUCGUCAACUGCUGUUGUAAAUGUAUAUAAUAAUAAUAAUAAUAGCAAUCAUCAUCAUCAUCAACAUACAUCAAAUGGAGGCAAUACAUCGUCAGACACAAAUAAUAUAAAUCCACAGCAACAAAAGCUUUCACAGCGUAAUUCUUCUCCUUCUCUACCUUCAAAUGAUUUUCAUCCACCUCGAGUUACAACAACACCCUCAUUAUCUGUUUAUACUAAUAAUAAUGAUACAACCUCGUAUCAAAAUUUUAAUGUUCAUCAAUAUGAUGGAAAUUCACCACCAUUGUAUAAUACUGGUUCAACAACAACAAAUAUUGCUGCCACAAGCUCAACAGCAGCAGUUGCAGCACAAGCUGCCAUUAAUUUUUAUCGCAAUGUGCCAUCUUCAUCACAAGAUCCAUAUUAUUCAUCAUUUAAUCAGAAUUCAGCAAUAUUUGAUUAUGCUUCACAUCCACAUCAAACCCUUUUACAUCAUCCAAUUGGUGGUUCAUCUCAUUUUACAACAAAUUCUCAUCCUCAUCAUAUUACAGAAAAUAUUAAUCAAUUUUCAAAUAAUUCGACUAUACAUAAUCCAUUUGCGACAACAAUGCAUAACUUAUAUAAUCAAAAACAAGAUGCAUUUCAACAUCAUCCACAACAUAAUAUAUUUCCUUGGAUGAGACGAAAUUUACACAUUGGAUGUGGUAAGUUUAAGUUUUAA
Messenger RNA from Didymodactylos carnosus, 735 nucleotides. Lineage: Eukaryota; Metazoa; Rotifera; Eurotatoria; Philodinida; Philodinidae. The record is from the annotation of a GenBank genome assembly.